Messenger RNA from Clarias gariepinus (North African catfish), 2838 nucleotides. RefSeq names its product transmembrane protease serine 9-like. The transcript is spliced from 10 exons. The coding region runs from base 86 to 1996 and encodes 636 amino acids. NCBI's taxonomy places the organism in Eukaryota, Metazoa, Chordata, Actinopteri, Siluriformes, Clariidae. Gene Ontology annotation, biological process: proteolysis. The record is from RefSeq and is a predicted model, not a curated record. Gene Ontology annotation, molecular function: serine-type endopeptidase activity.
AAAAAUGUUCAUUGGCUGAUCCCAAGUGCAAGAAGGUACAUAUAUAUUCAAAUGUCAUUCUGUUUCAGAGCAAUAGUAUUUGACCAUGAUCAUGUUCAGGACAUUGUGUGUGGUGCUCCUAGUCUUCACCAAAGGAUGCCUCUCACAGCUGGAUGUCUGUGGCAAAGCUAAACUUAACACCAAGAUCGUAGGAGGACAGGAUGCUGUUCCUGGGUCUUGGCCUUGGCAAGUCAGUCUGCAAGUGAAUGGAGGACAUUUCUGUGGUGGAUCCCUUAUCAAUAAUAGAUGGGUCCUCUCUGCAGCUCACUGCUUUGGAAGUUUCACAUAUGAUCAAGUGACUGUAAAACUGGGGCUGUAUACUCUGGCUGGAAGCAACCCUAACAGUGUGUCAAGAUCCCUCACUGCGGUCUUUGUACAUCCAGACUACAAUAAUCAAACGAUGGAUAACGACCUCUCCUUACUGCAGCUAUCUUCUGCUGUAUCAUUCAGUAAUUAUAUCACUCCAGUCUGCCUGGCUGCAACAGGGAGCACUUUUAACAAUGGCACCUUCAUAUGGGUUACUGGCUGGGGAGACAUCGGUGUUGGAGUAAGUCUACCAUCUCCUGGGACACUACAGGAAGUUCAGGUCCCAGUUAUUGGAAAUAGACAAUGUAACUGUUUAUAUGGAGUUGGCUCUAUCACCAACAAUAUGUUGUGUGCUGGAUUAUUGCAAGGGGGCAAGGACUCUUGUCAGGGUGACUCUGGAGGUCCACUGGUCAUCAAACAAGGCCCUCGGUGGAUCCAGGCUGGCAUUGUGAGCUUUGGUAAUGGAUGUGCUCUCCCAGAUUAUCCUGGUGUGUACGCCAGAGUUUCUAAUUAUCAGAAUUGGAUCACUCAAACAAUCAUCACAAACCAACCUGGCUUCAUCAAAUAUACAUCAAAUGGCACUGAAAGUGAUCUGCAGGUGACCUGUAAGGACUUGCCCCCUGUUUCCACAACUGUUCCCCCAACUACUGUACCGCCUGUGGUAUGUGGAAGUGCCAAGCUCAAUACUAUUUCAGGUGGAGCAGGCAGCCCCUUGGCGUCAGCAGGUACAUGGCCAUGGAUGGCCAGCCUGCAAUUUAACGGUACUCACAUUUGUGGUGGAACACUGAUAGCUCAACAGUUUGUCAUGAGCUCAGCUGAUUGCUUCUCUAGGUCAGCCAAUCCCUCUGAUUGGACCGUGAAACUGGGUCGGCUCAAUCAGAACGGCUCCAACUCCAACGAGGUCUCUGUCGCAGUGAUUAAUAUCAACUUUAGCACAAGUGCCAGCAAUAACAUAGCAGUGCUGAAGUUGUCUACCAUUCCAGCUCUUUCCAACUUCAUCCAACCCAUAUGUGUGAACCUGGGAACCACCAACUUCAGCACUGAUACUAAGUGCUGGGCAGCUGGCUGGGGCUCAGGAGGAGGAGCUCAACAAACCCUUCAGCAGUUCAACACGACUAUAGUCGAUUGUGGAACUGCAUCUUCAUCAAACACCAUCUGCAUAUCAGCCAUACCAUUAGAACAGACUGAAAGAGGGGGUCCUCUAAUGUGUAAGAUUGGGCAGACAUGGAUCCAGGCUGCAGUCUUAACCCUAACCAACAACAUUGCCAACAGCAUCACUAAUUCCACCGACAGCUCGAACAGCACCACUAACUCCACCAACAGCUCAAACAGCACUAGUGGUUCCAAUAAAGACUUGCCAGUUACCCCUCGUGCCACAAAUGUACAGGCUUUCACUUUGACAUCUACCUUCUCAGGUUUCUUGCAGGCUACAGUGGGUACCUUCCCUCCUGCUACAACAUCAAGCAACACACCAUCAUCUUCAUCGUCAUCUUCCUCUUCAUCAUCAUCAUCAUCAUCUUCUUCUUCCUCUUCCUCCUCCUCUUCAUCAUCAUCUUCAUCAACAUCUUCAUCUCCAUCUUCAUCCCUUUCAGUUGUCUCAGUCCUUCUACUGUCCCUUCCUGCAAUUAUCCAAACUUUUGGUUUAGAAUAAGCAUCCCUAAUAAGCCAAUAUAUCAUUCAGAAAAAUUACACUUCAUUACACUUCAUCUUAAUUCAUCUUUUUUCACUUUAUUUGGUUUUGGGUUUUUUUGCACUUUACCUGCAUGGUUUAAUGGUAUAAAUUCAGUGUAAAUAUAAGCAGCCAUCCACCUUUGUAAUACGGUUUUCUACAGUAUACUAAUGUAUGUGGAAUUAAACAGUUAAUCCUCUACUCUAAGCAUGUUUAGCUUUCAUACAGUAUGUUGUAACAAUUGCUAAUGAAAUUCUGUUUUAUAGAAUUGUUCUUUCUGGGCAGUUAAAUCAGUGGAUUGGUUUUGUGUGGUGCAAAUGUAGCAGAUUAUAUUUUAUUUUACAUUUACUGCAUUUUACCGGAAAACUAUAGGGAUACACUGGUAAAAUUACACUAAACAUAUAUAUAAAGUUAUCGUACUUUGUGAUAAUUUUGUCGUAUGAUUAUUUACUGUGAAAUUUAUAGUGAUGCAAACAAAAGGUAGUAAAUGUCAGUAAAUGUUACCCUUUUUCUUAUAAUUAUGAUUAUGUGAGAGAACAAAAUAAGUUAAUGGGUUUAAAUUGGCAGUAAUUCAACUGGGCUGAUUGGGCUUAAAUGGGCUGAAUUUAAAGAUUUUAACAGUUUACAAUUUAACAGCUUUAUCAGUAAUUCCUGCUAAAUUCCUACUAAUUUUUUUUUACAAAUGACCAAUUAUUACAAAUUUAAACAGUGAAAAUAAACCGUGUACAGGCUGAGUAUAUGUUGAAAGUUACAGUAUAGCUUUUUUAUUCAGUAUUCUACUACAGGUUUACUUAACAGUAGUGCUAGAACUGCAAUGUUUUCUA